AUGGACACGGCCAAAAGAAAGACGCACAACGAGGAGGACAGAACAACCCUAGCAAACUUCCCUAGCCCGAGUUACGUAAAACUAUUCAUUAUCCCCGAUGAAGAGUUGCUAAAUUUCGUGGACAAUUUUAUUGAAGCCAUUUUUAACGAAGCCACGUACACAAGAACGAUCCAAAAAAUGAAUAUAAAAAAAAAAUGCAUAAUUACAAACUUACUGGAAGCGCAACAGAAAUUUUACAAAUCCAAUAUGAAGGAAAAUCCGAUAUUUCUGUACAACAUUUCUGACGAACAAGUGAAAAACAUUUUUAACAAGACGAAUGGGGAAAAAAUCGAUUUUCAUUUAUUUCACGAAGCAAGACGAAUAAUACAAAUGGUGAUGGACAAUUUUCAGACGUACGAAAAUUACGAGAAGGGCCUUUUCGAUGAAGACAAAGUGAUGACAAAAAACGAAUUGGAAAAUUACAUCGAUAAAUAUUUAACAAUGAAUGGAAUAACAAAUAAAAUAAAAGUCGAAUUCAAAGAGGACUUAAUAUCUGCAGUGAAAAUUUUCAAAAAAAAAAAACAAUAUUUUUUACAUUUACAAAACCGCAAAAGUGUUAAGGAAAAAAUGAUGCUUUCCUUGUGCAAUCAUGAAAUAGGGACACAUUUAUUACGCAUGAUAAAUCACGAUAGGAACAAUUUAGACAUGUAUAAUUUUCGUUCCUGUUCUACCACUGAAGAAGGAUUAGCUGUGAUUAAUUCGAUGUAUCCCUUUCGAAGAAAUUACCUAUUCCUUGUUUUGCCAGCCAUAAAAUAUUUAACCGUUUGUUUGGGCAAUUUUUACACCUUUUCAAAGCUUUUUUUUUUUUUAAACACUUUUGUUAAGGAUGCGGACACAUGUUUUAAGAUGUGCGCGCGCGUUAAACGAGGACUACAGGACACCUCCACCCCUGGCAGUGUGUACCAUGAUCAGUUAUACUUUAUCGGUUCGUAUAGCAUCUUAAAGUGGCACAAGAAUAUUAACUUUCAGUUGCUAUAUUCGGGGAACAUCGGGUUAAGGUGCCUAAAUAGCGUUUCCAAUUACGUGAACGUGAAGGAUAAUUUGCUCCCGUUUUUUUUAUCUGACGAGGAAAAGGUCACUACCUAUUUGAAGUUUCUGAGCGACGUGUCCUACCGAAAUGGGAUUACUCCCGCUAGUUGCAGCUUCAUCGAUAAUGGGUAA
Molecule: messenger RNA, 1200 nt
Organism: Plasmodium fragile
Lineage: Eukaryota; Apicomplexa; Aconoidasida; Haemosporida; Plasmodiidae
Exons: 1
Coding region: 1-1200 (399 amino acids)
Source: RefSeq, a predicted model, not a curated record